AUGGCUCCGACACGCUGGUCCACCGAGGCAGAAACUUCCUUCUUGCUGUCGAAGGUGGACACGUUCCGGACACAUCAGUUAUCGCAGAGUCUGCAGCGGUUCUGGCCCACAGUGUACCGUGAGUGGUUCGCCGCGUUCCCGGAGAAACCCAGGGUCCUUCCAGACGUCGAGGGUGAGCUGUCACAAGAACAAAAUGAGCGGCUACAAUUAGCCAUUCAGAGUCGUCAGAAGCAAAUUUAUAACUGGUUUAAUAACCUGAGUAGUCAGCAAAAUCGGAAAGCAAAAUCGACGUCGACGCGGGUAUCCGCAAACCUUUUCAAAAAGAAAUCGUCUCGUGGCCUGAAGGAGAUCGAGGUAUACUCCCGUAAGUAUUAUGACGAUCGGGUCAAACCACUUGUGGACGAAGAGUUGAAGGGGCGCACCAACGUUUCGAGAGGCGAGAGGCUCAAUAUUAUCAAGGCUAAGACCGAGGAGAAGUUCAAGGUCGAAACCGAGAGUAUCAAAGCUGAGAUCAAAGCGGAUAUGCUUGCGCUUCGAACAAUGGCAGCGACUUCGGAAAAGGACGGUGAAGAGGGGGACGAAGACGCGGAUGAGAACACGAUCAAUGCUGUGGUGUGCCAGUCAGUGAUCGAGGACCUACCUGCAAUUCUUCGACAGUUAUUCCGCGAGAUUCAUCGUAAGACGGGCUGGUACUUUUUGGUUCUUGCUGCUGGAGAAGUGCCCGGGUCCGAUGGUCAGAUCGAGAGCCUUGCUUUUCAUCAGGAAGGGGACGAUAUCGAAUAUAACAUCGGCAGGAUGAGCAAUUUUGUGUCUCAAUUCGUCCGACCCUUUCUCGAAUAUGUGAAAGAAGAGAUAGCUGACGCCCGCUCUCGCCAACAAUCGAAGCAGAGCACAAGCCCGCCUCUCACGUCUACCCCGGGAAGUCCAGAUGUGCCGUCGACACCUGCAUCCUCGAGCCAGGAACUGAACGCGACGCCGCAAGUACCACCCAGCACUGAGCCAACACUCACCAACAUGGAGCGGUCGCCGGCCACAGAACCCGCUGGGGUUGGCGCCUCUGGAGGCGAGGAAGACGCCGCCCGUGCGUCACCUGCGACGGACACUCCUACCGAGAUGCGCUUGUUAGAUCGCGUCUCGUCCCAUCAUGUACCUGCUGGGGUGCUCCCGUCUUCUGUUGGUCAGGGCGAUGCGAGUUCGCUGCUCCCCUUGCCUGUGUCAGUGGUGGACGAGAGUGGAGAUGUCAUAGCAGCGGACGGACCGGUCGUUGAACUACACGGCGUGUCCAGCGCGAUGCCAUCUGUGCCUGGAUUCGCUGGGGAGUUAGACGGACUAUACCAGGACGAGGAUGACAUUGAUUAUUCUUCGAUCGACUUUUCCCUCAUCGACUUCCCUCCCACGAACGUUUCGGCUAUCCCACCUGCGAUCUCUUCUGGCGUCCCGCAAUUGUCUGUCCCUGCGCCCGAGGCGCCGACAUCGUUCUGGUCCAUACAACCGGAUGGAUUGAUGUACGGCAGCGACGUCGUCCACGCCAGCUCGAGCACACCGGCAUUCGGGGACUCGGCAACCUUCUCAAUGUAUCCAUCUGACAUGGGCCCUAUGUCAGUGUCGUCCUCCUCGAUGAACGUACCGUUGUCGUCAACCAACUUUCCAUCUUCCGCCCCAUCGUCCUUCGCGGACUUCCUGGCUCCGCCGUCCAUGACGAACUUCCCGUCCUCCUCGUCGACAUUCCCAGCCUCGCAUUCGUCCAAUGUGGACUUUUCACCGGCAGCUGGGCCAUUUGCUGCUUGGAACCCUGCUCCACCGAACUCGGACCCAUUGACGUCUGCGUCAUAUACGUCAGUACAAGGGCAGAGCACGUCCUCUGGUAGGAACGCAGCUAUACCCGCGUCGCAAUGGGACUUGCCCGUCCGGCCCUCCAUCUCGCAGCCUUCGCCUGUCCAUACCCCCAUCUUGCAGCCUUGGUCGUCGUCAGUUUCCGAGCCAUCUAAGACACCUGGGCCAUCUCACCUUCCUGUCGCGACAUCUGCAGUACCUCGGCGCCCACAAGCAGACCCGCCUCGUCGUCAGAUAGCACACCAAGGAGCACCCAAUGCUCCGACUGCGGCUUCAGUCAUGAUGGCGAAGGCUACACAAUCAGCCUAUCGUCAGUUCUCAUCGCCCGUCUCGAGUAUACGGGGCGCUGACGACGCUUCUCUGUCGCAGCAUGUCGACCCUCUCUCAGCAGCCGUGCCCGAGGAACCGUCUGCUAUUUCGACCUCCAUGGUGCUUCAGUCCCCGUCUACGUCGUCUCUGCCCGUCAACACAACACAACUACGCCUUCCGCCGGAUGCGACAACUCACCUGCGCAAUCCGCCCGACGCGACGAUAGGAGAGCCGUCUGGUGGAAACAGUGGCCAGAUGAGCAGAGACGACGUGCAUCCAGAGAUCUCGACGGCCGCGGCAUCUUCAAUGACGAUGCCCAAUGAGCAGGCGGACACCGACGAUGGUGAGCGGGGUAGGCCCAAGCGUACACGUCGGCGCCCGAUGCGUCCGGAUGAGUCCCCUGUCAGGCCCGAGAAAGGGAAGAGUAGUGUACAGAACGCGGAGAUAGAGAUGGAGACGGCAGCGGGGAAGAAGCGGCCUGCAGCACAGAACCAGGGAGGCGCGGUGAAAAGGCGUAAGUAG
This is a messenger RNA of Fomitopsis serialis, 2664 nucleotides long. RefSeq lists its product as uncharacterized. NCBI's taxonomy places the organism in Eukaryota, Fungi, Basidiomycota, Agaricomycetes, Polyporales, Fomitopsidaceae. The record is from RefSeq and is a predicted model, not a curated record. The coding region runs from base 1 to 2664 and encodes 887 amino acids. The transcript is spliced from 5 exons.